AUGAGGCGAGAGGAGCAGUUGGCCCGCAGCAGAGGCCUGGCCCACACUGACCAGCUGGACCGCCCCUCCCUCCAAUAUGGCUGGACCCGGACCGCGUGCGAGUCCGUAUGUGAUCCGCUGUUUGAACUGGACUCACCAGCUCCGGCUCUGGAGGCCCAUUCACAAACACAAACUGGGGCAGACAGAGGAAGAGCCAUGGAUGAACGAACGUGGCGCCGGUCCCAGGAUUCGCUGUCGCCGUCAGGAAAAGGUCCCACUGCGGAUUAA
Molecule: messenger RNA, 267 nt
Organism: Knipowitschia caucasica
Lineage: Eukaryota; Metazoa; Chordata; Actinopteri; Gobiiformes; Gobiidae
Source: the annotation of a GenBank genome assembly